AUGGACGAACCUAUGUCCUCUACAGCGCAGCAAGAGAUUAACGAGCCCAACAGCGCACCACAAGGCACCCUCGCCGCAGAUGAAAGAGGAAAAGAUGCUGCCACUGCGGCGUAUCUUGACGAGAUCAGUGCAAAUUGGGGCAUGCCGCUCAAGUCGUGGCUAGUGCCUCAACUCCAUUGGCAUCCCGACGAAGUGGGUGGAGAUUCCGCUCGAAAAUUCACCUUCGAGAUCGCCAAGCAACUCUCUAUACUCUCCAAAGAAUCGCGGGACGAUCAUCUCAUGGCUAUGGUGUAUAUCGAGCAGACGUAUCAGUGGCGUCGGGAGAAAGACCCUGACAAGAAUGUCCGCAGCUGGGGAUGGAUAACUCCUCGGGAUAUCAAGUACGCGACGGGACACUACACUCGGCAGAAAGACAGCGAGGACGCUCGCAAGGCUCGGCUCGAGAAGUACCAGACCAAGCGGAAGCAUGAGGAGUUGACCGAAGAGGCAGAUGACUUGGUGGACCAGGAGCGUAGUCGGAAACGUCUCAAGGCCAUUCCGAAGUGGAAGCGGAAGCCUCGUCUGUUCGUUACGCUUAAGGUCAACUCAGAAUUUCUCCGCAACGUGCAACCCCGGUGCAUUGCAGUUCUAAAGCUCAGCCCGGAUCUCCUGCGUAACUUUCCGCACGACAAUCCCGUCACCGGGCCAUCCAGCCAGCCUACCUCCUCCGCCUUGCCUGCCGCUGAUGCAUCUGCACCAGCAGCGAAACACGCUGUUCCCGCUCUCUCUCCCGGCCCCUCCGCACCUCCACCAGCUGCACAGCAGCCAACCUCCGCCCCUUCUUCCCCCGCCUCCGCGCUUCCGCCAGUAGCAGAGGGCCUCCCUCAGGAGAAAAUGGAUGCCGCUCCCAUCCUCGCCGGGAUGAAACGGCAAAGCGAUGCCGCGCAGACAUUGAUGGACUUCUCUCAGCAGGCUGUUGUAUCUCCUCCAGCAAUCGAGGGGAGCUAG
Messenger RNA from Coniosporium apollinis CBS 100218, 987 nucleotides. RefSeq lists its product as uncharacterized. Bases 1 to 987 code for a protein of 328 amino acids. The transcript has 4 exons. The record is from RefSeq and is a predicted model, not a curated record. NCBI's taxonomy places the organism in Eukaryota, Fungi, Ascomycota, Dothideomycetes.